AGCCAAAAGGUGGCUCACACACCAGGUCAGCGUAGGAACCGCAAGGCCGGGGCAACGCUCGCUGCGGGCCAUGGCGAGGAAAAAGGAGGACGAGGGGGUGCAGGACUUCGCCACGAUGUUCUCGUGGCUGUUCGGCAUGUCCCUGCUCGGCGGAGCAGGCGCUACCCUGCUGGGCCUGUCGGUGGUGCCUGCUCUGGGCCGCCACGGCCGCUUCCCACUGGUGCAGGCGCUGGCCAGGAACCAGCGCUCCCUCUGGCUGGCGGCGGGAGCCGCGCUGGCCCCGGCGGCGGGCGCCGUGACGGGGCUGCUGCUUGCCUACCUGGGCGUGCCGCUCCUGCAGCCGAAGGGGUGGGCCCCGCCGGAGAAGCGGUCGCGGUCGUGCGCCAAAGUGCGCUUCUCCGCCAAGGCGGCCGAGGAGAAGGGCCCGUGGGACGUGAUCAUCGUCGGGUCCGGCAUGGGCGGGCUGACGUGCGGUUCGGUGCUUUCGCAGCUCGGCUACAAGGUCAUGGUCCUUGAGGCGCACGAGGUGGCGGGCGGCUCCACGCACGACUACAACGUCGACGGAAAGACGGACUACAAGUUCCCCUCCGGGCUGCACUACACCAUCCCCGCCAGCGAGGAGAUGCUGCAGGUGUCGUGCGGCGCCGCUCGCCCCCCGGUGCGCUUUGCGCGCAUGGGCGACGACACGGUGCUGCACGACGGCGCCUACGACCGCGUGCGCCUGUCGAGGGCGGGGGACGCCGAGCUGAGGGUGAUCUCGGACACGGCGCUCAAGAAGGACAUGCGCGCGCGGUUUCCUAACCUGGUCCCCCAGCUCGAGCGCUUCGAGCGUGUCAGCACGCAGCUGCUGCAGGCGUUCCCGAUCUGGUCGGCGCUGCACGCCUUCCCGUGGAGCGUGAAGCGGGUCCUUCUGCCCGUCUUGCUUCCCUCCGCGUGGUGGCGCUACGCGGGGCGCUCUGCCAAGGACGUCUUCGAGGAGCUUUUCGCGGACGCCCCCGAGUCGGAGCGGGAGAACGUCAUCAAGAUGCAGGCGUACCUGUGCGGUCUGUUCCUGGACCUCAGGGACUCGGGCUGCGCCCCCGACACCGUCAGCUUCUUCAUGAUCGCCGCGGUGGGCCUCGGCUUCCCCCACGAGGGCGGCGCCUAUCUCGUGAACGGCACGGGGGAGAUGGCCGCGACGCUGGUGCAGGCGAUCGAGGACCGCGGCGGCAGCGUCUUCGUGCGUGCUCCCGUGGCCCGCGUCCUCGUGGAGGAGAGGAGCGGGAGGGCCGUCGGCGUCGAGACGACCAGGGAUGCGGGUGCCGUCAGGCUGAUGGCGAAGUGCUGCGUGGUCUCUGCGUGCGGGUGGCGCAACACGGCUCGCCUCUGCAAGGGGACGGCUUUCCCGAGCCCAGACGAGCUCAAGCUCGGGCAGGGCGACGGCUUCGUCAUGGCCAACAUCGGGAUCAGGGGCUGCGCUGCCGAGCUGAAGCUGGAGUGCGCGAACAUGGAACUGCUGCCCGCGGGGCAGGGCAUGUCUGUCUUCGAUGGCGUCCGGAGGUACAUGAACGACCCGCUGGGUGUGCCCGCAAAGGAUAUCCCGAUGAUGAUCACCUUCCCCAGCGUGAAGGACCGCGCCCACAAGUCGAGGCCUCGGAAGGAGGAAGGCAGGGAGACCGCUCAGCUGCUCUGCCUGGCCAGGACGGAGUGGUUCGGCAAGCUCGAGGAGCCUGACGUGGGCACGGUGGCCACUCCUGCCUGGCGGGAGCCCGUGCGCACCCAGGAGUACAAGGACCUCAAGGGGAGGUGGAUCGAGCGCCUCAGGUCGGUGCUGCUGUCCAUAUACCCUCAGCUCGAGGGCAAAAUCGAGCUCUUCGACCUCUCUACGCCGCAGACCAUCGAGCACUACCUGCCCACGGGCAGCGGCUCCGCCAUCGGCCUGGACACUGCGGCAGGCGUCGGCUGCCGCUUUACCGACUACGGCGUCAUGCGGCUGCUGGACAUGCGGACGCCGGUGCCCGGCCUUUGGAUGACGGGCCAGGACGACGCGCUCAUGUGCGGCGUGCCGCUCGCGCAGGCGGCGGGUCUGCUGACGGCCAUCCGCAUUGCGGGGCCGCUGAGGUCGUCCUGGUUCAUGGCCAGGGCCGCGUGGCUUCUGGCCGCGAGCCUCGGCCACAAGGCCAGGAGUGCGGUGUGUGGCAGCGCCUGACCGGUCUGCCGCGUGGCCGCCGGGCCACCUCGGCGCUCUUCCCGCCUCUUGCCCCCAGGCUCAGACGUAGUGGUAGGGGCCAGUGGCCAGCGCCUGCCAGCAGCGAGGCCGCAUGGGCGUUUGGUCAAUCGGGUGCAGAGGCGAAGACCCUCAGAAGCAGGAUUCUUUUGUCGAGCGGGCCUUGGUCACACAAACAGCUCGCAUCCCCUUCGACGGCAUUUCUAAGUAUGCGAUCGUGAUUAGCUCCCUCCAAGCGUCGUCAUAUACAAACAUAUGGUUUUCCUUGUCUCGUGUCCUUGCACGUAGUCUCCAGUGGGCAAUCACAGAGACCAUGGUUAAAGAGUGUCGCGGACAGAGCAGAGCGUGUUGUGUAGAAGGGCUGCGUGGCCAUUUGGAGUCUUUCGCGGGGCAUUUGUUCGGGCACACCUCGCGUCUCUGAAAAGAAGGGCUCUCAACUCAAAUUGUUGCGCAGAGCCCCUCGAGCGCGUUUGCCUGCGCUGCCUCGUCUCCCGCUCGCUGCGUCCGC
Messenger RNA from Prorocentrum cordatum, 2714 nucleotides. The record is from the annotation of a GenBank genome assembly. Lineage: Eukaryota; Dinophyceae; Prorocentrales; Prorocentraceae.